AUGCUGGUUAUCACAGUAUUCCUCUUUGUUUUUGGCUGUGUCACAUGCCAGGAAUUACCAACUUAUAACCUGUUAGAAGAGUUCCACUUGUCUGAGUCGAGAGGAGUAAGAAGGGUCGAUGGGUCCAAACCUGAUGCGAUAGCAUACCGCGUUAACCCCUCCCUGCACCUCAAGAAGAGCAUGAGGGAUGUCUACGCAGAUGGUCUACCCUCAGACUUCUCCAUCAUGGCUACCUUCAAAAUGACCAAAGAUGCAAUUAAAACAUCCUGGAAUCUGUGGCAGGUCAGCGACCCUGAAGGCCAGGAUCAGGUGGGCCUGCGUUUUCAGGGUGACACUCAAACCCUGGACUUCUUCUACACCAGCCUGCAAGGCGCUCAGAUGCUGCAAACCUUUCAGAGGGUGGAGAAACUCUUUGAUGGUGAGUGGCACAAGCUGGCACUGAGCGUGAAGGGAGAGCAUGUGAAGCUGCUGGUAGACUGCGAGGAGGUCAGCGUGGAGCCACUGGACGAGCAGCGGCCAGUCAUCCAGCGAGGGUUUACCUCCAUUGUAAAGAGGGCUGUGGGUGACCGCUCUGUCUCAGUGGAUCUGCAAAAGAUGGAGGUCUCCUGUGAUGCUGACCAGGCAUACUCUGAAGGCUGCUGUGAACUCUCCAGUGUGUGUGGAGGAUAUGCUGAGAUUGGUUUAACUGCAGGCAGAGGAAGAGCCACCUGUAAAUGUGUACAUGGACAACCAGGUGUCCAGGGACGUCCAGGACCCAAGGGUCACAGAGGUCUGCCGGGGAAUACGGGAGAUCCAGGCAGAGUGGGCAAUUGGGGGCGACGUGGAAACACUGGAGAUUAUGGACACAUAGGAGAACCUGGGCCCAAGGGUGAAGAAGGUAUCAAAGGAGAAAAGGGGAUGAGAGGGCUUCGAGGUCAGGAGGGUGACAGAGGACCCAAAGGCCUGAAAGGGUUAAAAGGAGCUACAGGCCAUAAGGGAGUGCGAGGGCCUCAUGGAGACCUGGGUGAAACUGGCCGGCCAGGGGAAGUUGGUUCAUCAGGAGAAAGGGGAUAUGAGGGGAUUGCGGGAUAUCAGGGAGUGAAGGGAAGUGAGGGCUUACCUGGAGCCGAAGGGUCUCGUGGACCACGGGGUCGCCAGGGGAUUGUGGGAGAUCCUGGUGAGCGAGGAACACCUGGAGAAAAGGGAAAGCCAGGAAUUCAAGGCCAAAAAGGAAGAGUUGGUGGAAUGGGUGGAAAGGGGAUCAUCGGUGAUCCAGGUUUGCCAGGGCGAGAUGGAGACCCUGGUAUUGAGGCUUAUCAAGGACAACAGGGACCUGAGGGCAAAUAUGGACAAGCUGGUGAAAUGGGUGAAAAAGGUGAACAAGGGCCUCCAGGGAACAUGGGCCCUCUGGGACCAAUGGGCCCACAAGGUUACAAGGGCUCCGCUGCAAAGCCAGGAAGACCGGGAUUUAUUGGGCCCCCUGGACGAACGGGGCACAUGGGAUUAUCUGGUAGACAAGGGCCCAAGGGUGACACUGGCAUUCAGGGGGUCCAGGGAAGCAAAGGGGAGAAGGGUGCAAAAGGAGUCAAAGGACCUAAAGGCAGGACUGGAGAUGGGGGUGUGCCAGGAGCACAGGGAGGAAGAGGAAAGCGAGGCCCUGCUGGAGAGCCAGGUAGAAAAGGCAGUGUCGGGUUCAAGGGUGUGAGAGGAGAUGGUGGUCUCGUUGGCUUUCAGGGCCCACCAGGCCCACCGGGCCCCACUUUUCCCGCUCAACAUGUUAUCGAGGUGUGCAAGCAGGUGGUGCUGGAGCAGAUGUCGACUUUUGCUAACUCUGUGAGGAGGACGUGCGCAGCCGUGUGCCCACUCUAUGGAGAGGUGCCUAUGGGUGCCCCAGGUCCCCCAGGACCAAAGGGACCAUCUGGACCUCCAGGUGACCCUGGCAUUGAUGGUUUAAAAGGAGAAAUUGGGCAGCAGGGAUUCUAUGGAGAGCCCGGUGACCAGGGCAGACAGGGCUCACCAGGUGACCGGGGAGAACCAGGGGACAAGGGAGCUAAAGGCUAUGGCCUUCCUGGCCAUAUUGGGGACCAGGGACCAAUGGGUCAGCGUGGGCGUCCUGGCCGGGCAUUUGAGGGGCAACCAGGUCGGAUGGGAGAGAGGGGUCAUGUCGGGCAGCCUGGUUUGAGGGGCCACCCUGGACUACAUGGAGUUCCUGGAGUCUGUCUGACAACUGGAUGUGCUUUACUCAAUGCUACUGCUAAUGCACCACCUCAACAGAUAUCUCAACAGGCACCUCAAUGGGUACCUCAGCAGGGAAAUCAACGGGCACCUCAACGAGCACCUCAGAGGUUUAGGGGACGCCAAUGAAAGCACCCUUGAAGCUCACACAGUGACAUUUGGGUCAAUGUGUGGAUAAAAGUAGGAAAGAAGGAUUAGUAAUUGAAAUUGUGACAUGAAAAGUUAAUUAAUGUAAAUAAAAACUAAAAUUUGUCCUUUAACAUUGUAAAAUGCAGAGAUUUCUAAUGGUUCAAAAAACUUUUAAUAUAA
Messenger RNA from Myxocyprinus asiaticus (Chinese sucker), 2523 nucleotides. Its product is annotated as collagen alpha-1(IX) chain-like. NCBI's taxonomy places the organism in Eukaryota, Metazoa, Chordata, Actinopteri, Cypriniformes, Catostomidae. The coding region runs from base 1 to 2343 and encodes 780 amino acids. The transcript has 26 exons. The record is from RefSeq and is a predicted model, not a curated record.